Neogale vison (American mink) is the source of this 1254-nucleotide messenger RNA. RefSeq names its product phosphoglycerate kinase 2 (gene PGK2). The transcript has a single exon. Gene Ontology annotation, molecular function: ATP binding; ADP binding; phosphoglycerate kinase activity. The record is from RefSeq and is a predicted model, not a curated record. NCBI's taxonomy places the organism in Eukaryota, Metazoa, Chordata, Mammalia, Carnivora, Mustelidae. Gene Ontology annotation, cellular component: extracellular exosome; cytosol; sperm fibrous sheath. Gene Ontology annotation, biological process: gluconeogenesis; glycolytic process. The coding region runs from base 1 to 1254 and encodes 417 amino acids.
AUGUCUCUUUCUAAGAAGUUAACUUUGGACAAGCUAGAUGUUAAAGGCAAGCGAGUCAUCAUGAGAGUAGAUUUUAAUGUCCCCAUGAAGAAGAACCAGAUUACUAAUAACCAGAGAAUCAAAGCUUCCAUCCCAAGCAUCAAGUACUGUCUAGAUAAUGGAGCCAGGUCAGUAGUUCUUAUGAGUCAUUUAGGUCGACCUGAUGGUGUUCCCAUGCCAGAUAAAUACUCACUAGAGCCUGUUGCUGCUGAGCUCAAAUCCUUACUGGGCAAGGAUGUUCUGUUUCUAAAGGACUGUGUGGGCCCAGAAGUGGAGAAAGCCUGUGCCAACCCAGCUGCUGGUUCAGUUAUCCUACUGGAAAACCUGCGCUUUCAUGUGGAGGAAGAAGGAAAAGGCCAAGAUCCUUCUGGAAAUAAACUUAAAGCUGAACCAGAUAAAAUAAAAGCCUUCCGAGCAUCACUCUCCAAACUAGGGGAUGUCUAUGUCAAUGAUGCUUUUGGCACUGCUCACCGGGCCCACAGUUCUAUGGUCGGAGUGGAUCUGCCCCAGAAGGCAUCUGGAUUCCUGAUGAAAAAAGAGCUGGAGUAUUUUGCCAAAGCCUUGGAAAACCCAGAGAGACCCUUUCUGGCUAUACUUGGUGGAGCCAAAGUAGCAGACAAAAUCCAACUUAUCCAAAAUAUGCUGGGUAAGGUCAAUGAGAUGAUAAUUGGCGGUGGAAUGGCUUUUACCUUCCUUAAGGUACUAAACAACAUGGAGAUUGGUGCAUCCCUCUUUGAUGAAGAGGGGGCCAAGAUUGUCAAAGAUAUCAUGGCGAAAGCCAGGGAGAAAGGUGUGAACAUUACCUUUCCUGUUGAUUUUGUCACUGCUGACAAAUUUGAGGAGAAUGCUAAGGUUGGUCACGCCACUGUAGCAUCAGGCAUACCUGCUGGCUGGAUGGCUUUGGACUGUGGUCCUGAGACCAAUAAGAAGAAUGUUCAAGUUGUGGCCGAAGCCAAGUUAAUUGUGUGGAAUGGUCCUGUAGGCGUAUUUGAAUGGGAUGCCUUUGCUAAGGGAACAAAAGCUCUUAUGGAUGAAAUUGUGAAAGCCACUUCUAGGGGCUGCAUCACUAUUAUAGGAGGUGGUGACACUGCUACCUGCUGUGCCAAAUGGAACACUGAAGAUAAAGUCAGCCAUGUGAGCACUGGAGGAGGUGCUAGUCUGGAACUCCUGGAAGGUAAAGUCCUUCCUGGAGUGGAAGCCCUCAGCAACCUAUAA